GCAAACAUUGAGACCUCACUUUGUGCCAUGAUCGAUGAUCGUGGCGCCAUGGGAUGCGUCUUCACCCGAUGCACUGCUGCAAGUACUGCGAGGGGCAGAAGUCACCCGGCAUCAGAACAAGCUGAUCCUCCGCAAUGCCUUUGAUUGGAGGCAACUCUUGGAACUGGCGGAGAAGCUCAACGAGGAGUCGCAUGCGCUGAACGUUUGCACCAUCCUCCACCGCCUCGCCAAAGGGGUGGCACGUGAGGGGCCUCGAGGUAUGUCAGAUCGUGCCCGGUCUUUGCGCAGCACUUUUGCCUGGCAAAGACUCACUUUUUUGGUGGAGAAAUUGGUGGCUGAUCUGAACAACAUGGAAUUGACAAAUUGCCUUUGGGCUUUAGCAGUGCUGGAAGCCAAUGGCCCUCAAGAAGAAGCUCUUUUGAAUUCUUUGAUCGCUGCUUGCUCCCAGUAUCUCUCCAGUUUCGAGCCACGGAACCUGGCACUCUCUGCCUGGGCUUUGGCCAAGAUGGGCUUGGAGAAGCAAUGGUGCCCACGAUGGGCGGAGGCCGUGGCAGUGAAGCUCCAAAGCUUUGAGACUCGAGACAUGACCAAUGUCAUAUGGGCAUUUGCCACAGUAUACUGGCGUGAUGAACGAUUCUUGAUGCGCUUUUGCAAGGAGGUGGAAGUGAAAGCAGAGCACUACUCUCCCCAGGAUGUGGGCAACACCCUGUGGGCCUUAGCGACGCUCUCUUGGAAGAACGACCUGGCCUUAACAGCCAUCUCCAAGCGAUGCUUUGACACCGCAGUCCACUUUGAUCAACAGAAUCUCUCCAUUUCACUCUGGAGCUAUGCCACCCUUGGCUACAAGACAAUGAAUCUGUUUCAUCACAUGACGCAAAUCAUCACCGAGCGCAUCAAGAGCUUCGCUGCACAAGGUAUUGCUAACGUGUGCUGGGCCCUUGCCAAAUUCCAAUUCCAACAGAAGUGCUUGCUGAUGACGAUUGCAGAAGAGGCUCCGACGCGGCUCGAUGACUUUGACCCGCAGCACAUGUCGAUUCUGGCAUGGGCAUAUGCCACCCUUGAGUUCCCAAACAGACCGUUGCUGACCGCAUUGUGCCAGGCUGCCGUACGGAAGAUGCCCAUGUUCAAUGCACAGCACAUGGCAAACAUGACCUGGGCCAUGGCCACCCUUGCCCACAAGGAUGAGCGGUACUUGCACGUUCUGGCGGAAAGGGCAAUGGAAGAGGUGGCACGCUUCAAUCCUCAAGAGUGCUCCAACUUGGUUUGGGCCUUCGCUUUGCUGACCUUCCGCGACGACGCCUUGCUUCAGGCCCUGAGCCGUCGCUCACAGGAGAUCGUGGCGGACUUCAUCCCGCAGAACUUGGGCAACACCGCGUGGGCCUACAAUCGUUUGGGCUAUCGUGACGAGCAGCUCAUGCAGUGCCUGGUGCGGGAGGCAGCAGGCCGCUUGCAGGAUUGUGCGGGGCAGGAGGUCUUAGACCUCAUCGAGUCCAUCGUUACAGGUGGAUAUGAGGCCUCUGUGGAAGGCCCCGAGUGGCAGCGGCUGGCCUGCUGGGCUGGACAGAAGGUGGAGGCGGUGGCGCGCUGCGUGGUCAGCUCCAGCGAGAUGCCGCUGACGCUCCGGAAGCUCCCAGACUUCGAUCGGGCGCUCGCCGUGCAGGACUACCAGGAUCACUUGGCCAGCUUUAGCUUGGUCGGCCUGGGGUUCACCUAUACGUGCCAAAUCUUGGAGCAGCUGGGCAUUCGCCUCCUCAACGGCUCAGAGAAGGAGGCCUGGCAGAAGGUCGCCCAGGAAGCCUCGAACUCGAUCAGCGGCACGGGCAAUCAGUCUGACGUCAGCAAAAAUGUGGAGGCACAAGAAGGACUGAAGAUUUGCCGCACGAUUUGCGUCUACCGCUAUGCCUUGCAGCUUGGACCGGAGACGGUGUGCGUGGGGCCCACGGCGGUGACCAGUGGUCCGGCGCGAGACGCCCACGAGCUGGGGCUUUUCGCAGCCACUUUGAGGCAUCCGAGGGGUGGGGACGGCGAGUUCCAAGCGCUCCAAGCAUGUGCCCGAGCCUCCAUGCAGCUGGGUUGUGAACCCACCGGUGCUCCUCCGAUGGAUGGCUCUGCGGUGGAAGGGGAGCUUUGGCUUCAUGUCUCCGAGGUGCCCUGUCUCUCCUGCGUCGGGGCCAUGGCGCAGUUCCGGAAGGUCUUCCCCGAUGUGAGCAUCCUGAUCUCCUUCAAUCUGGGAAGGCAGCCUUCGGAGAAGUCGCAGGCAGAUGCCCGGCCCCAGCCACGAGGGUCGUGAUCGGAGCGAAGCCCGGAGAAAGAGC
This is a messenger RNA of Durusdinium trenchii, 2315 nucleotides long. The record is from the annotation of a GenBank genome assembly. NCBI's taxonomy places the organism in Eukaryota, Dinophyceae, Suessiales, Symbiodiniaceae.